GGAGGAAGGACAGCAGAGCUGAAGUAUUUGGACAGCAGUGCUUGUGAGCAUUUCUGGAGCCCAAGCUCUUCUCACAGAGGAAAGGACAGAGCAGGCAGCAGACAGCAUGGAGCACCCGUCAGCCCCUGCCCACAGAGGGCACUUCCCCUGGCAGGGCCUCCUGCUGGCAGUCUCUCUCACAACUUUCUGGAACCAGCCCACUGCCGCUCAACUCACUAUUGAAUCGGUGCCGACCAAUGCUGUCCAAGGGAAGGAUGUUCUUUUGCUUGUCCACAAUCUGCCUGGGAAUCUUGCAGCCUAUGGCUGGUACAAAGGGGCCAGAGUAGAUCCCAGUCAAGAAAUUGUGUCCUAUGUAAUAAACACACUACAAACUACCCCAGGGCCUCUAUACAGUGGUCGAGAGACAAUAUACUCCAAUGGAUCCCUGCUGUUCCAGAAUGUCACCCAGGAGGACACAGGAUACUACACUCUACAAGUCUUCAAGGCAAAUUUCCAAACUGAAGUAGGACUUGGACACCUGCAAGUAUACCUGGAGUUAACCAAACCCAACAUCACAUGCAACAACUCCAACCCUGUGGAGCAUGAGGACCCUGUAGUGUUAACAUGUGAACCUGAGACUCAGAACACCAUCUACCGGUGGUUGAUCAACAAUCAGAGCCUCCUGGACAGCACCUGGCUGAAGCUAUCCUCGGACAACAGGACUCUCACUUUAUUCAACAUCACAAGGAAUGACACUGGACCCUAUGAGUGUGAAACCCGGAACCCAGCGAGUGCUCGUCGCAGUGACCCAUUCUACCUCAACAUUCUCUAUGGCCCGGAUGCCCCCACCAUUUCCCCUGCAGACUCCUAUUACCAUCCAGGGGCAAACCUCAGCCUCUCCUGCCAUGCGGCCUCUAACCCACCUGCACGGUAUUCUUGGCUUAUCAAUGGGAGGCCCCACCAAUCCACACAGGAGCUCUUUAUCCCCAACAUCACUGUGAAUGAUAGUGGAUCCUACACCUGCCUCGUCCAUAACUCUGUCACCGGUCUCAAUAGGACCACAGUCAAGACCAUCACAGUCUCUGCGGAGUUAACCAAACCCAACAUCGCAUGCAACAACUCCAACCCCGUGGAGCACAGGGACCCUGUAGUGUUAACAUGUGAACCUGAGACUCAGGACACCACCUACCGGUGGUCGAUCAACAAUCAGAACCUCCCGGACAGCACCUGGCUGAAGCUAUCCUCGGACAGCAGGACUCUCACUUUAUUCAACAUCACAAGGAAUGACACUGGACCCUAUGAGUGUGAAACCCAGAACCCAGUGAGUGCCCAUCGCAGUGACCCAUUCUACCUCAAUGUUCUCUAUGGCCCGGAUGCCCCCACCAUUUCCCCCUCAGACUCCUAUUACCAGCAAGGGGCAAACCUCAGCCUCUCCUGCUAUGCAGCCUCUAACCCACCCGCACAGUAUUCUUGGCUUAUCAACGGGAGGCCCCAGCAAUUCACACAGGAGCUCUUUAUCCCCAACAUCACUGUGAAUGAUAGUGGAUCCUACACCUGCCUCGUCCAUAACUCUGACACCAGCCUCAGUAGGACCACAGUCAAGACCAUCACAGUCUCUGAGCCAGUGGCACAGCCCUCCAUCCGAGCCAGCAACACCACAGUCACAGAACAGAAGGACAUCGUGGUCCUGACCUGCCUCACUAGUGACACUGGGAUCUCCAUCCAGUGGUUCUUCAAUAACCAGAUUCUAGGGCUCACAGAGAGGAUGGAGCUGUCCCAGGACAACAGCACCCUCACCAUAGACCCAGUCAAGAGGGAUGAUGCUGGGGAUUAUCAGUGUGAGGUCUCCAAUCUAGUCAGUUCCAGAAAAAGCGACAUCCUCAGGCUGUAUGUGAAAUAUGCUCCAACACCAGGAAAUUCUGCUGGCCUCUCGGCUGGGGUCAUUGACAGCAUCAUGGUUGGAGUCCUGGCUGGGGUAACUCUGGCAGCUCCGCUUCACUUUCUUUAUAUCUGAAAGAUUUGAGGGUCAGGGCCACUCUGACAACUCCCCUAACAAGAUGGAUGCAGUUGCAUUUUCUUCCCUGAACUUCAAUGUCCAGGAAUCAAGGAAACCAACUUCAGCCUCCCCACCCCAUCAGCCAUGGAAACAGUUUAUUCAGACAUGAAACAGAAGUACUGCAACCUGCCCUGUUCG
Equus quagga is the source of this 2173-nucleotide messenger RNA. RefSeq names its product carcinoembryonic antigen-related cell adhesion molecule 6-like. Gene Ontology annotation, molecular function: protein tyrosine kinase binding. The record is from RefSeq and is a predicted model, not a curated record. The transcript is spliced from 10 exons. Gene Ontology annotation, cellular component: plasma membrane; cell surface. The coding region runs from base 107 to 1993 and encodes 628 amino acids. Lineage: Eukaryota; Metazoa; Chordata; Mammalia; Perissodactyla; Equidae. Gene Ontology annotation, biological process: signal transduction; regulation of immune system process.